AUGGAAAAUACGGACAGCGACAAGCCCAGGCCGGUUGCGCCACCUGAGCCCAUAUCACCCGCGCUCUCUUCUGGUGCUCCCAAACCUUCAACUUCAAGAGCUGCCUCACCAGCUCGUGUUCCAACGCCAGAUUCUGCCCGCGCCAUAAAGGUUAAGAGCCCUUUGGUUGAGAGCGCGCCCGUCAGCGUUGCAACAACUGCUAUAUCUGUCACCACAGCACCUCGAGCCGCAUCUCCACCAGCAGCCAUGCCGCCAUCACCAUUACCGAGGGCCUCAACUCCAGCUCCAGUUACCAAGGAUCGCGCUCCAUCACCGGUGAACGCGCAUUCACCUAGUACUGCUAAUGGAAAGUCGCCAGUUGUUGCUCCGUCUGCCGCUAUAAGUGCAUCACCAAGGCAAGUCAUGUCUCUGUUGUUAUUGGUUGUUCCUCUUUCUUUGUCUCUCUGCCCUCAAAACUUUUCCAGACUCAUCAAAACAUUCACGUCGUAUUCGAUUGCUUCGCCAUCAUGUCUUCGCGUCCUCAGCCAGUCAAGUGAUUGA
This is a messenger RNA of Fusarium mangiferae, 540 nucleotides long. RefSeq lists its product as uncharacterized. NCBI's taxonomy places the organism in Eukaryota, Fungi, Ascomycota, Sordariomycetes, Hypocreales, Nectriaceae. The transcript has a single exon. The coding region runs from base 1 to 540 and encodes 179 amino acids. The record is from RefSeq and is a predicted model, not a curated record.